Molecule: messenger RNA, 828 nt
Organism: Trypanosoma conorhini
Lineage: Eukaryota; Euglenozoa; Kinetoplastea; Trypanosomatida; Trypanosomatidae
Exons: 1
Coding region: 1-828 (275 amino acids)
Source: RefSeq, a predicted model, not a curated record
AUGCGGGACAGUGUCAGUAGUCGCCGCAAGAUCACCCUGCUGGCCUCCAAGGGUCACUACGCGCAGGCGCAGGAGGCCGAUGAGGCAAGGCAGCGCCGGAUCGAGGAAGAGCGGCGAAGGCGUCAGCAGGAACUUAAGGUGCAACAGGAGAUCGAGUGGAAGGCGUUUCAGGACGCAAGAGAGUGCUGCCGCAAGGAUACCCGCUUAUGCGCGGCGAUGGAGGAGAUUCGCUUGAAGGAGGCCCUCCACAGUAGGUACAGCGAGUUGUGUAGAGCGCACGAGGAGGAGAUGCAGGCGUACUCGGCAAGGGUUGAGGCUGAGGAGGCGCAUCGGUCUGUGACGUUGGCCCCAGCUUACAUGGAGACGCAGGCAAAAGCAAGCCGUUUGGCAGCCGCGGGCCGCUACGCCGAGGCAGCUCGACUGAAGGCGAUGACUUCAUACUUGGAGGGGGAUGCGCAUAACGCUGCGGAGGAAAAUAAACGACAGCUAGUGGAGGGGAAGCUUCGGGAAAAGCAGAAGGAACUCGAGAAGCGGAGCCUCGCAUCGUAUCGGAACGUGCUCGUAGCGCAGCUUUGGGCGCAGCAGGGCUUGAGUGAAAAAAAACGCGCUGUGGAGGCGAACUGGCAGCACAAGGCCUCUGAAAUGGCAGUAUCGCAUUAUAACCAGCGACGUGCAUUGCACCUGCCACUGUUAGACACCCGCGGUUGCAGCAAAACUGAACAGCUUAGGGUGUCUCGUGGAACUCAACUCAAGCAGAAGGUCAACGGAGACCACUACUACGUGCCUUCACUUUGCAACUUGUAUGGUGGUCUUCUUGAGCGGGAGUAA